This is a messenger RNA of Olea europaea var. sylvestris, 402 nucleotides long. RefSeq names its product polyadenylate-binding protein 8-like. The record is from RefSeq and is a predicted model, not a curated record. Gene Ontology annotation, molecular function: RNA binding. Bases 1 to 402 code for a protein of 133 amino acids. The transcript is spliced from 2 exons. NCBI's taxonomy places the organism in Eukaryota, Viridiplantae, Streptophyta, Magnoliopsida, Lamiales, Oleaceae.
AUGAAGGAGCGCAACGGCGUGGGGAGGUGUCGGUGCUGGCAUGGGGGAGGCAAUGGGGUUGGGUCGUCUCCACCUUCUCUCUUCGACGCUGAUGCGCUGGUACUGACGUGGGGGAGGCGCAUUGGAGCUUUGGCAUCUGCUCUUGCAAAUGCCUCACCCACAAAACGGAGGACUAUGUUGGGCGAAAAUCUGUACCCACUGGUCGAACAACUAGACCCUAACAUGACAGCUAAGGUGACAGGCAAGCUUCUGAAAAUGGACCAGACGAAAGCUUUACACUUGCUAGAAUCACCAGAUGCUUUAAAAGCUAAGGUUGCAGAGGCUAUGGAGGUUCUGAGGAACAUGUUGCAGCAGCAGGCUAGCAACCCGAUAGAACAAUUAGCUGAUUUGGCAUUGAAUUAA